Molecule: messenger RNA, 4370 nt
Organism: Cololabis saira (Pacific saury)
Lineage: Eukaryota; Metazoa; Chordata; Actinopteri; Beloniformes; Belonidae
Gene: tom1l2a
Product: TOM1-like protein 2
Exons: 16
Coding region: 55-1674 (539 amino acids)
Biological process (GO): signal transduction
Cellular component (GO): membrane; endosome
Molecular function (GO): clathrin binding; phosphatidylinositol binding; ubiquitin binding
Source: RefSeq, a predicted model, not a curated record
GAUGCUAAAGGGCCUCGGCUUCUGUCAUUCCUUGGCGGAUCGUUUGUUGUCAAAAUGGAGUUCUUACUUGGAAAUCCUUAUAGCACUCCAGUGGGUCAGUGUAUAGAGCGAGCCACAGACGGAGGCCUGCAGAAUGAAGACUGGACCCUCAACAUGGAGAUCUGUGAUAUCAUAAACGAGACAGAUGAGGGGCCAAAAGAUGCAAUGCGAGCGUUGAAAAAGAGACUGAGUGGCAACAGGAACUACAGAGAGGUCAUGCUGGCGCUAACGGUAUUGGAGACGUGUGUGAAGAACUGCGGUCACAGAUUUCAUGUUCAGGUGGCAAACAGAGAUUUCAUCGAUGGUGUUCUGGUCAAAAUCAUCUCCCCUAAAGCCAAUCCUCCCACAAUUGUGCAGGACAAGGUUCUGUCUCUCAUACAGUCCUGGGCGGAUGCCUUCAGGAGCAGUCCUGAUCUCACUGGGGUGGUCCACAUUUACGAGGAGCUGAAGAGGAAGGGCAUAGAGUUCCCGAUGGCAGACCUGGAUGCACUGUCUCCCAUUCACACACCACAGAGAGGAACACCGGAGGUGGACCCCGCCAUGAUGAAGUACCUUGCUCCUACCUGCCCUGCUGCUGGAACACCGAAACCUGCCUCACCCUCUCCUGGUUCCACACAGGCCUCGGGCGUGCCCAGCCCCAUCACAGCAACCCCUGAACAGAUUGCCCGCCUGCGAAGUGAGCUGGAUGUAGUGAGAGGAAACAUUAAAGUGAUGUCAGAGAUGCUAACGGAGAUGGUCCCGAGUCAGGAGAAUGUCUCCGACCUAGAACUGCUUCAGGAGUUACACAGAACAUGCCGGGCUAUGCAGCAGAGAGUGGUUGAACUCAUUUCUCGUGUCGUUAACGAGGAAGUGACCGAGGAGCUUCUACACGUCAACGAUGACCUCAACAAUAUUUUCCUUCGAUAUGAGAGGUAUGAGAGGUACAGGUUGGGCAGAGCUGCACAGAACAACGGGAUGUUAACUGAAGCCACAGAGGACAACCUAAUAGACCUGGGUCCAGGCUCCCCAGCUGUGGUUACACCCAGGAUCUCAUCCAGCCCUCCGCCCAGCUCUGCUGCUGCAGCCGCAGCCUCCCCGGCCCACGAGGCCACCGCAACCGCACUUUCCACUAGACUGGCUACUCUCGAUGUAGGAUCGGAGAGCGCCAGCGGCACCCUGUCAUCUCUGCCGGGUCACAACAAAGAUGACUUUGACAUGUUUGCUCAGACGAGGAGCAGCUCUCUGGCUGAACAACGCAAAAAUGUUAAAUAUGAAGACCCCCAAGCUCUGGGGGGCCUGGCCUCUGCUUUGGAUGUGAGACAACAGAAUACAGCCGGGCUGAGGGUAAAGGGGGAUGAUAAUCCAGCAGAUCAGGAGCUGCCCAUAGACAGCUGGCUUAUUACCCAAGGAAUGAUCCCCGUAUCGCAGUCCUCUGUCAUGGAUGACAUAGAGGAGUGGCUCUGUGCUGAUGUGAAAGGGGAUGCCACUGAGGAAGGGGUGACCAGUGAAGACUUUGAUAAAUUCCUCGAGGAGCGAGCCAAGGCAGCAGACUCCCUGCCAUCACCCCCCGCAGAAAACCACAAUGUCCCGGCGCGCGCAACCACUGGAUCCCAAAAGAAAGCUGAGCGGACGGAGGAUGCCCUCUUUGCCUUGUAGACUGUUCUCACAGAAUCGUUAUCAUCAUCACGACGUCUAAAGGUCUUAGCCCUGAAAGAUUUCCCUCCAACACAGCUCUUCUGGUCUCAUUUCAUCGCCAACUGGAAGUUGUCGCCGGUGAUCGCCAUCUCUUUGUUGCUGUCUUGCCAAUGUAGCUCCAACCCAUAUACAGAUGUGGACAAAUUGGUCGUCACCUUUCCAUUAAAGAAGUGAAAAACCCACACUGGUUACUGAAAUAACUUAAAACGGACAAAAAUAAUAUUGGUAAUUUAACGAAAAUGGACAAAUGAAAAACAGACAUUGCUUUUGAAUUGUGGUUUAACAGGAUCAGAUUUGUACAACAAAGUAUGAAUUCUCUGCGAUUCAGUCUUAUUUUUAUAGCAUCUACUACAAUAAAGGUUGUCUCUGGUCACUUUCCAGACACCCAGAGCAUGACCCCCGAGCAACUAAUAAUAAUAAUUAAUUAUUACCACUUAGUUUGAGGGUACUAAUUAGUCACGGACAAUUUAAUUACUUGUUCUUAUUCUGUUCUUUAUUGUUAUUAUUAUUGAUGCCUAUUUUUGUCCGUUUCAAGUAAUUUCACUUGCCAAAAUUUUUUUUUUUUUUCUUUCUUUGAUUGAAAGGUACCAGCUAAUAAGUCCAUAUGUGUAGGUCCAAGACCCAUAGAAGUCCAAGAUGUUUACUACGCACGCUACUCAGUUGCGUUUUACUCAAAGUGGAUGUAUUAUUAUGUGUGUGCGGGAUGUACUACUUGGAGCCCUGCAGCUCACUUGUAACACUGCAUCAGAUCAUGAAGACAGCCUUGUUCCAUGAAUGUGGUUUCACUGUGAGGCAACUCUGUAAUAUCACUGCACGUCCAUGUAUUCAAUUACUAUAGAAAUAUAGUUAGAAUUAUACCAUUAUUUUUAAUACAUUCAGCUAAUGGCUUAUUUAUGCAUCUAUUUUUCUAAUGGUUUGACCUGUACUAUGAACUAGAGAUGUAGCUAUGGUUGAUCCAUAUGUUGUUUUUUUUUAAUUUCCACAAAUACUCCACUUAAGAGCUCUCUUCACGCUUUCAAUAAUGAGUUGUUAAACUAGGAAAUGGCAUAUAAUCUUGAAUAUAUCCAAUCAGUGUUAUCACUCUUCUAGAAAGCAACAACUAACUGAGAAGAAUAUGCUCUUUAAAAACUCUGCAAACAUUUUAGACAUUCCAAAGAAGAUUAAGGCUUUAAUGACCAAUCAGUAUUUAUUUAACUUAACAAAGGAUAAGCACAUAUAAGCGCUAUAACUGUUACUGCAUAGUGUACAUUUUCCUUUCCUGCAAACAUUGUCCUUUAGAAUAAGGGAAGAAAUGAAAAUAACUUUUUUUUUUCUUAAGAUGGGAAAUUAUCUUAUGAAUGACUUAAUUUUGCACAUAACUUUUCUAAUUGUGUAACUAGAGCACUUUUUACAUGGAGGUGGAUAGAGGAACUGUCAAACAUAUGAGUGUAAAAACUUUCCAGCGUAUUACAGAAUACAAAGUAUAAGACCAAAAAUUAGAUUUUUAUCAUAAGUUGUACUGGCAUCUAAAUCAAUUAUAAAAGGACACGGCGUACAGUUUGAAGGAUUUCUUCAUAUUGGUAGAGCCUGACAAACUUAAUGUUAUGUUAGAUGUGUAUACCUCAAAACACACUGUACCUGGAUAAGAACUUCACAACGAUAUCUAAAAUGUUGAGACAUUUAUUUAUUGUUUCACCCCAGUUUUUAUUUCAAUAAUUCACAUACCUUUCAACACUUCAAGUUUUCUUUUUGAGUGUAGUCCAGGACAUACUUUCUUUCAUGUACUUUCUUUCUCGUGUGAUUCAUCUGCUCUUGUCGGAGCUGCUGCCAAGCAUUUGUUUGUUUGACUCGUGUUAAUAAGGUCACACUGACUGCAGUUUGUGUUCAGUUAUGGAAUAAUCAAACUCCGGGACAAAGCGGAAAGUUCAUUUUUGGGAUAACUCCACACUCCUGUCCAUUUAAAAAUAAAUGUUGAGUUAUUUGUUGCAUUUCAUUUUAGUCUGUUCGCAAGAUGUAAAAGCUUAGUCAUGCAUUAAACUUGUUGAAAUAACUUGUUGGCACGGACCUCCGAUUAGAGGGAAAAAUUCACAAUUGUUAUUCUUGUUAACAUUGAUGCAAAUGUGACAUUAAAAAGUUGACAAUGUAACCAUGAUUGUAAUAAAUGUUAAAGUGUAAUUCAGUUUUUUUUUUUUUAAGUCAAGCUUUACUUUUCUUUAAUGCUGUAUGGUUGCAUAUGGUUAUGUAUGUAGGUUUAAUAUGGUUGCCAGGUAACUGAAAUAUCGUCUUAUUUGUAACCCUUAACAUGCUGACAAUGGCAGUUGCUAAAAAUGUAACCAGGUAUUUAAAAUGGAACAGUUUUCUGUGUUUAUCUGUAACAAAUCUUUGGAUCUGUUGCAAGGUGUUUUUGCUACUUGCUUUUACAGAGAUUUCACAAUGUAUUCAUCUAAGUUUUGGCCAUUUGAACCUGAUUAUUGAAUGUGUUUAAUAUUGAUGAGACAGCAUGUGUAGUAAAAGUUUGGACAUGUGGCAGAGGCUUGUGUACCAUUCGGCAUUUCCCGCCCACGUCAUUUUGACUGUACCGUCUGCUGCCAUUGCUUAUGGUCAGAUUUGUAUUUGACCUUAUGCACGUGUUUAAACACCUAAUAAAAUACUAGCAAUGUGUGAUCUCUACCUCACAA